AUGCAAUUGUACAUUUUUUAUCACGGGCUAAAACUCUCUGCUAGAAAUGUGAUAGAUGCAGCUGCAGGAAGUUCUGCUGCUACGGUAAAUCAGAUUGAUGCUUUAACUACACUAACACAACAGAUUGUUUCUUUGGCACAAAAGUUUGAAUCUUUUCAGGUGAAUACACAACAAUCAAACCAAUCUGAGUCUUGUGACAUGUGCGAAGGAAACAACCAGAACCAUGAAUGUCAAGCAACCAAUCAAACGGAUGAACAGAUUAAUGUCAUCGGUUAUAAGCCAUAUCCUUUUGGGAGUCCAAUGGCACAAAAUCAUCUAGGAUUUCAGUGGAGUAAUCCAAAUGGUGCAAAAAACUCUCAAAGCUUCCAGAAACAGCAGCAAGCAGGACCAUAUCAACAAGCAGGGUCAUGCCAGCAGAGGCCCCAACAAGCUCAUUCAAGUCUUGAUGACCUUUUGUACAAGUAUAUUAAGGUCACUGAUGAAAAGAUGGAAAGCCAAAAUUCACCCCUAAAAAAUCUGGAAAGUCAGUUAAGCCAAUUGGCAGCUCUUGUGUCAGAAAAGAUUCAGGGUCCCUUACCAAGCAAUACAGAGAAAAAUCCAAAAGAGCACCUUAAGGCCAUCACUUUACAGUCAGGUAAGGAACUAAAUGAACCUUAUGAAGACAGACAAGAAAAGAACCAGGCAGAACAACAGGUAGACAAGGAUAAGAAUAUUGAAAAAUCAUCUGAACCAUCAAAGGAGAAAGAAAUAAAGAAUAAGAAAGAAAACAUUUCUGAAAAAAUUGCUGCCCCACCUGUGACAAUUCCAUUUCCACAAAAAAUAAAACGAGAAAAGCUUGAUGGUCAUGAAUUUGCAAAUGCUAUACUUCAAAAUAAGCUACCACAAAAACUUGGUGAUCCUGGUAGUUUUACCAUACCAUGCACUUUGGGAGGUGUAUAUUUUGAAAAAGCACUUUGCGAUUCUGGAGCUUCAAUAAAUUUGAUGUCAUUUUCUAUCUUUAGAAAAUUGGAUCUUGGUGAAAUGAAGGACAUAAGUGUUUCUCUUCAGUUUGUAGAUCAAAGUACUAAGAAACCUAAGGGAAUAAUUAAAAAUAUGCUUGUAAGAGUAGAUAAGUUUGUUUUCCCUGUAGAUUUUAUAGUACUUGAAAUGAAAGAAUGUCCUGAUGAACCGAUAAUUUUGGGUAGACCAUUUCUUGCUACAGGAAGAGCAAUCAUAGAUGUUCAUCAAGGGCAACUAAUCUUGAGAGUUGAUGAAGAAAGAGUCAUUUUUUAUAUGCAAAAGAUACUAAGAUUUUCAGGAGAUGAGUCACCAUCUUCAUGA
Nicotiana tabacum (common tobacco) is the source of this 1320-nucleotide messenger RNA. The record is from RefSeq and is a predicted model, not a curated record. Lineage: Eukaryota; Viridiplantae; Streptophyta; Magnoliopsida; Solanales; Solanaceae.